Molecule: messenger RNA, 1286 nt
Organism: Sinocyclocheilus grahami
Lineage: Eukaryota; Metazoa; Chordata; Actinopteri; Cypriniformes; Cyprinidae
Product: E3 ubiquitin-protein ligase RING2-like
Exons: 5
Coding region: 273-869 (198 amino acids)
Cellular component (GO): PcG protein complex; ubiquitin ligase complex
Molecular function (GO): ubiquitin protein ligase activity; chromatin binding
Source: RefSeq, a predicted model, not a curated record
UAUCAUAUUUAAAUAUUAACUUGUAACAAAGUUGAACAUGACGUGUAGUUUAUGCAACUGAACUGAAAGAAAGAAAAAACUAUGCCCCACAUGUCUUUUUGCACACUGAAGUGUUAACAAGUGUCAACCGUUAACAACUGAAAAGAUAAUACUACAUUUCCCAGAGUUCAUUUAGGCCCACUGAAUCCGCCAUGUUGAGCUCGGCAGAACGCGCUGGCAGGGAGAGAGUGUUCACAACAUUGAGAUAGGUGAAGGACACGCCGUGUAUAAAGAUGACACAAAUGGUCCAGACGAAUGGGAUUCAACCCCUCAGUAAGACCUGGGAGCUUAGUCUCUAUGAAUUACAGAGAACCUCACAGGAGGCCAUCACGGAUGGUCUGGAGAUCGCAGUGUCCCCACGCAGCUUGCACAGUGAGCUCAUGUGUCCUAUUUGCCUGGACAUGCUGAAGAACACCAUGACCACCAAGGAGUGCCUGCACCGCUUCUGUGCCGACUGCAUCAUCACUGCGCUCAGAUCGGGGAAUAAGGAGUGUCCAACAUGCAGGAAGAAGCUGGUGUCUAAGCGCUCCCUCCGUCCAGACCCCAACUUUGACGCCCUGAUCAGUAAGAUCUACCCCAGCAGAGAUGAGUAUGAAGCCCAUCAGGAGAGAGUGUUGGCCCGCAUCAGCAAGCACAACAACCAGCAGGCGCUCAGCCACAGUAUUGAGGAGGGCCUAAAAAUUCAGGCCAUGAACAGACUGCAGCGGGGGAAGAAGCACCAGAUUGAAAAUGGCAGCGGGGCAGAGGACAAUGGGGACAGUUCACACUGCAGCAAUGCAUCAGUUAGCUGUAAGAAAUUAAGUGCAUUUUCAGACACACCACUCCUGUAGCAGUAACAUUUGUUCACUAACAUGACUGCAUCUUGCCAGUACAAUGUACCAGUACAAUGUGAUGGCUUAGUUCACAUGACACUGUCAUGUUACUAGUCUGUACUACUAUGUUGGUCGUCAGAUGUUUCGGAGAUUGUACAUACCUACAUCACUUUAUAAAAUAAUUACCUGGAAAAAUGUAUAUUGACAACAUUGUUACAGUUAUUACAGUACCGUUUCAUAAAAACGUAAGUUGGCAGUUGUACAUUUGGGACCCAGUUUUUAAUAGUUUCAUAGACGGUUCAUCUAAGACGAGGAAAACUUUUUUUAGAGCAUGAAGUAAUUUUAGUUUGACUUCCUUGGCAUACGUUUGAGUUCAUGUUGUUGUUUGGAAGAAAAAAAAAUGUAUACAGCAUUCUUUGUUUGGAAAAUAAAUAA